AUCUCUYAAAUAAAUGCAAAUCCURAGUACCUUGAUCAUAUUGAAUUCUCAAGGUGAUUGCAAACAAUACAUCACAACCUCUACAACAUCCCAAAGGCGUCGAAAUUGACGCCGCUUAAUUGUUAAACUACUUUAAACUGCUGUCAAAUUGAUCAUCGCAUACAGGAGCACAAUUGUGAAUUCCCCAUAUUAUUAGAGUCGAUUUUGGAUUURUACACAGGUCUGUAUCAGCAGUAAUUGAAGCAUGGCGUUGAAGAGUAAAUGGCCUGACGUUGAAAUACCCGAAAAMCUUUCUUGGUCACAGUAUGUCUUACAAAAUGCCGACAAGUACGGUGACAGAACUGCAAUUGUUGAUUCAAAUAAUGAAAAAAGCUACACCUACAAAGAACUCAAAGACCUCGUGCACAAAUUUGGUUCUGGUCUUACCAAGAAAGGCUUCAAAAAAGGCGAUGUUUUGGCUAUUAUAUGUCCUAACAUCCCCGACUUUCCUGUUUUAUAUUUUGGAGUGAUUAGUAUUGGCGGAAUAGUAACUACUAUGAACCCCAUCUAUACAGUCGAGGAAGCUGCACACCAGCUCAAAGAUUCAGCGACAAAGUGGAUAGUAACUCUACCGUCGUUUGCAGAUAAAGUGAAAGACGCUGCUGCCAAGGUUGGCAUCGAAAAUAUCUACGUCAUUGGAGAAGCAGAAGGCUGUCAAUCAUUUUCUGAGCUUCUUGACGCAGCUGAUGAUACCGUUGUUGAAGCAGAAAUUAACCCAAAAGAAGAUUUGGCUGCGUUACCAUACUCAAGUGGAACAACUGGUCUUCCCAAAGGCGUAAUGCUUACACAUUAUAGUCUAAUUGCGGAUUCGUGUAUUACCAUUGGUGAUAAUUUUUACGAUUGUAACGAAGACUCGUGUUCUCUGGCUGUUCUGCCACUUUUCCACAGCUUCUCGCUCAUGAUAAACCUGGCAAAUGUCUUCGUUCGAGGUGGGAAGGUAGUCUGUCUUAUUCGUUUUGAGCCUGAGCCGUUCUUGAAAGCUAUCCAAGAUCACAAGAUCACCAACACGUCAUUAGUUCCACCCAUCAUACUAUUCCUGACGAAACAUCCAAUGGUAGAGCAGUAUGACCUGUCAAGUCUGGUUGACAUCACUUGUGGAGCUGCUCCAAUGGGAGAGGAGCUAGGAAAAAAAUUGGUGGAGCGUCUUCCAAAAUUAAAAUGGCUUCGACAAGGUUAUGGAAUGACUGAGCUUUGUCCAGUGUCACACGUUACACCUCUUGGCAAAAGUACUAACUAUGGUUCCGUUGGAGUGCUUCUUCCAAAUUUGGAGUGCAAGGUUGUUGAUACUGUGUCUGGUGAAACUCUGCCCAAAGGAAGUGAUGGAGAAAUCUGUGUUAGAGGGCCAAUUGUUAUGAAGGGUUACCUCAAUAACGACUAUGCCACCUCACUUGCCAUCGAUAAGGAAGGCUGGUACCACUCAGGAGAUAUCGGACAUUAUGAUGAAGACGAGAACUUCUACAUUGUCGACCGACUCAAAGAGUUAAUCAAAUACAAAGGAUUGCAAGUAGCUCCUGCAGAACUUGAAGCAAUCCUUCUCUCCCAUCCAGACGUGGCCGAUGCAGCUGUUAUUGGAAUACCUGACGAAGAAGCUUGCGAACUUCCUAAAGCAUUUGUCGUCCGAAAAGGAGACAUCACAGAAGAAGCACUUGCAGACUUUGUUCACGAGAAAGUUGCUCCUUAUAAAAAGCUAAGAGGAGGGAUUGCCUUCAUUGAGAAAAUUCCCAAGUCGGCAAGUGGCAAGAUUCUAAGACGAGAGCUUAAAGACAAGGAACUAGCCCAAUCUCCUCAAUUACAAGAAAUCGUACAGAAGAGAGAUGUGAAUGUCUUGAGGAGUAAAUAUCCAGAUGUUGAGAUUCCUGACAGCAUGUCAUGGACGGAGUUCUUGAUGAAAGAUUUUGAUUCUUUUGGCGACAAGCUUGCAUUGACUGAUGUCAAACGUGAGCGCUUCUAUACAUACAGGCAGCUCAAAGACUUAAUUACACGUACAAGUUCUGCUCUGAUCAAAAUUGGUAUGAAGAAAGGUGAUGUGUUGUGCCUCUUCUGCCCUAACAUCCCUGAAUUUGCCAUCAUCUACUUGGCGGCUAUUCACGCUGGUGGUGUUGUCACGGCUGCAAAUCCUCUUUACACUGAAGAUGAAUUGUCUCAUCAACUUCAGCUAGCAAAAGCAAAAUUCCUCGUAACAACGCCUCAACUUACUCACCGCGCCAAAGAAAGCGCCCAAACGAAUGGCAUCGCACAUCUGUACGUGGUUGGAAAAGCAGACGGCUUUAUGUCCGUUUCAAUUCUUUUUGAGGAUGAUGGUAGCAGCUUUCAAAYGGCMAACGUCAACCCAAAAGAUGAUCCAGCACUUUUGCCCUUCUCCAGCGGGACCACGGGGCUUCCGAAGGGUGUGCAACUCACACAUUAUAAUUUAGUUGCCGAUGCAUCCAUAGCAAGUGCUGAAGGUUUCAUUGGAUACUCGACGUCUUCUGUUCUUCUUGGAUUUUUACCCUUUUUCCAUACAUAUGGUUUGGUGACUGUGUUGUCAAUUGGCUUGUGCCGAGGAAGUACCAUCGUAUGCCUUCCUAAGUUUGAACGCGACCAUUUCUUCUCCAUCUUACAGGGUCACAAGGUAACCCAUGUAGCCGUAGUACCGCCUGUUGCCAUUAUGAUUGCCAAAGAUCCAUCUCUUCAGAGCUAUGACCUAUCUAGUUUGAUUGAGAUCACAUCGGGAGCAGCCGUUUUAGGAGGGGAAGUUUCCAAAGAGGUCCUAAAAAGGCUACCUCAUAUGAAAGUAAUUCGACAAGGUUACGGGAUGACUGAGCUCAGUCCAGUAAGUCACAUGACUAUAAUGUCAAGCACAAAGCAUGGAACUGUGGGACACCUACUUCCUAAUUUGGAAUGCAAGGUUAUUGAYAUAACCUCGGGGGAGACAGUUGGAGCCGGGAUUGACGGCGAGAUAUGCGUUCGUGGACCGAUCGUAAUGAAAGGUUAUCUGAACAACUCCGAAGCCACUUCUAACACUAUUGACAAAGACAAUUGGCUGCACACUGGUGAUAUCGGCCAUUAUGAUCGAGAUGAAUGCUUUUAUAUUGUCGAUAGAGUGAAGGAACUUAUCAAGUACAAAGGAUACCAGGUUCCUCCUGCUGAGUUAGAGUCACUUCUUGUAUCUCAUCCAGAAAUCACCGACGCUGCUGUCGUCGGUAUCCCUGACGAAGAAGCUGGGGAGUUACCAAUGGCUUACGUGGUAUCCAAUGGCAACAUCUCUAAAGAUGACAUUAUCAAGUUUGUCGAGGAAAAUGUUGCACCUUAUAAGAAACUCCGCGGUGGGGUGGAAUUCGUGGACGAAAUCCCAAGGUCUUUAAGCGGGAAGAUUUUGAGACGGGAGCUUAAAGACAAGCCAAAGCUUUUGAAGAAAAUACAAAGUAGAGAGCCGAGUUCAUCUUCUCGAAGGACCGCGGAUGCUGCACCGAAGCUCAACAUAAUCAGACAGCCAAUGCGAAAGAAGUCUUCGUGUUGCUCAAUCCUUUGAGAACAUUUGGAAUAUUAUUUUGGUAAUGAAGAAUAAUACGACUUAA
Molecule: messenger RNA, 3596 nt
Organism: Exaiptasia diaphana
Lineage: Eukaryota; Metazoa; Cnidaria; Anthozoa; Actiniaria; Aiptasiidae
Product: N-(5-amino-5-carboxypentanoyl)-L-cysteinyl-D-valine synthase
Exons: 13
Coding region: 245-3550 (1101 amino acids)
Molecular function (GO): CoA-ligase activity
Source: RefSeq, a predicted model, not a curated record